Elgaria multicarinata webbii is the source of this 6325-nucleotide messenger RNA. It is a transcript of the gene USP40, whose product is annotated as ubiquitin specific peptidase 40. The coding region runs from base 234 to 3950 and encodes 1238 amino acids. The transcript is spliced from 32 exons. The record is from RefSeq and is a predicted model, not a curated record. Gene Ontology annotation, biological process: protein deubiquitination. Gene Ontology annotation, molecular function: cysteine-type deubiquitinase activity. Lineage: Eukaryota; Metazoa; Chordata; Lepidosauria; Squamata; Anguidae. Gene Ontology annotation, cellular component: cytosol; nucleus.
GACAUGUGACCAAGGCUAUGUUCAGGUGGGCACGCCCCCUUGGUGCUGGACAUGACCCCUUGGGGGCCAACCAUGUUCUCCUCCUUUUUGGUUUCCAAAAUAUGAUCACCCUAUACCAGGAGAAAGGCCUUCUCUGCUGUGGCACCCCGGCUGUGGAAUGAGUUCCCUAGAGAAGUUCACCUGGUACCUAUGUUAUACACUUUUCGACGCCAGGGCUGUGUUGUGAAUUUACAAUGUUUGGGGACUUAUUUGAUGAAGACUUCUCCUUUUUGUCAAACAAUCAACGUGGGAAACCCACGUCAAGCCUGAAAGAUGCUGAGCCCCCAGUUCCCAGGGAAAACACCAAUUUAAGUGGAAUAAAAAACCAGGGUGGAACCUGCUAUCUUAACUCACUUCUUCAAACCUUGCUCUUCACACCAGAAUUUAGAGAUGCAUUGUUUUCCAUAGGCCCUGAAGAACUUGGUUCUUUGGAGGACAGCAAUAAGCCUGAGUCAAAGGUUCGAAUAAUCCCAUUACAGCUGCAACGGUUGUUUGCCCAGCUUUUGCUCUUAGAUCAACAUGCUGCAUCCACAACAGACCUCACUGAUAGUUUUGGAUGGAGUAGUAACGAGGAAAUGAGGCAACAUGAUGUCCAGGAGUUAAAUCGGAUUCUAUUCAGUGCUUUAGAAACCUCCCUUGUGGGGACUUCUGGCCAUAACCUUAUAAACCAGCUAUACCAUGGGACAGUUGUUAAUCAGGUUGUUUGCAAAGAGUGCAAGAAUGUCAGUGAGAGACAGGAAGAUUUCUUGGACUUAACAGUUGCUGUCAAGGAUGUAUCUGGUUUGGAAGAAGCCUUGUGGAAUAUGUAUGUGGAAGAAGAACAUUUUGAGAGAGAGAAUCUGUAUCGAUGUGGAGCAUGCGAUAAACUGGUUGAAGCCACAAAGUCCGCUAAACUACGCAAGUUGCCUCCAUUUCUCACGGUCUCCCUCUUGAGAUUUAACUUCAACUUUGAGAAAUGCGAAAGAUACAAGGAGACAAGCUGCUAUACCUUCCCAGUCCGGAUAAACCUCCAGCCUUUUUGUGAGCAGACUCAGUUGGAUGAUUUGGAAUAUAUGUAUGAGCUCUUUUCUGUUAUAAUACACAAAGGUGGCUGCUAUGGAGGACAUUAUCAUGUUUAUAUCAGAGAUAUUGAUGAACUGGGAAACUGGCACAUGCUAGAGGAAGACAACAUGAAUGAUGAAGAAAGGAAUUUGAAAGAUAUUGAAAAUGCUGAAGAACAGGAAAAUCCAAUAACAAUACUGAAAAACAUCUUAUCGGAGGAAGAAUCUAAGGAAAUUGCUGUGGACCGGUUGGCACAGAAAUUUUUGGAGAAAAAAAGUGUGUCCUGGAACAAGAAAUACCGUAAGCAGUAUGGACCAAUACGGAAGUAUUUGCAGAGCCAUUCUCAAGCAUUUCUUCUCAGUUCUGAUGAAAGCAAGGUUAGGCUGAAUGACCAAAGCCAUAAACAUCAUUAUGGAUCAGCAUCCCCAAGCCACAUUCAGAAAGAUGAUGGGAAGAUACCAUUGGAAAAAGUAUCAACAGGCUUAAAGGAACAUUCUUCUGAAUCUCAUUGGUUUGAUUUGAAUGACUCCAAAGUUCAGCCAAUCAAAGAGAGAGAUAUUGAGAAGCAGUUUCAGGGUAAUGAAAGUGCCUACAUGUUGUUCUAUCGAAAAUCCCAAAUGACACGACCGUCUGAAGCUCGAGGAAAUCCAAGAUACCAGGUCCCCAGCUACCUCUUGAAUGAAAUGGAUGCUGCUAAUAUCAAUCUGCAGAAGAAGAGGGCAGAAUGUGUCUUGGCAGUUAAUAAUAUUGAUUUGCACCUCCAUAUAUAUUCUCACUAUAAAUUUUACAAUGGGGCUCUACACCCAUUACUUUCCUGGAAGGAAAGUGUUUUGCAUCUUACCAUCGAUAAGAGAAAAACACUGGGAAAUCUUCGACAAUCAGUAUUCCAGAUAUUGGAAUUUUGGGAAGGAGACCUGGUUCUCAGCCUUGCAAAAUCUCUUCCAGCUGGAUUGCAUAUAUACCAAGUACUUGAAGGUGAUGAUUCUUCAUUGAGUAACACUGGACUUGUUGAUGGAGCAGAUAUAUUUGUGUGGAAUGGAAAAGAGGUUGAUGGAGUGGAGGUUCAGAUUGGCAUUGACCAUGAACCUGUUCUCAUAAAUGUUCUUCGUUUAGCUGGACAUAAUGAAGGGCGAAAAGGACAACAAUUUAUGGAAUCCCAGCAUGUAUUUUCAUGUAGUUCAAGCCUGGGAAUUGUUCAUGAUGCUUUAACGUCACCUAAAGGGAUUAUCUUAAAGAACCAUUCAGGGUCUAAUAAAGAAGCUGAGAACUGGAAAGUCAUUCCUGAAGAAGAUAUGAAGAAGACUCUCAGGAAUGUUGGCCUUACCGAUGGAAGCUCAAUACUGGUGUUAGAUAGCCAUGACCAAAGCAUGGUGAAUGUGGCAGGCGGCAAUUUGACUGCUUUUACGCAUGAUAUCAGCUGGUUACAAGUAAAAAAUUUCUGUAGUUUGGAGGCUGAAGAGAUGCAAGUUAAAAUUACUGCAACUAUUGAAACAGUGAUGGCAGAUAUCAAAAUUAAAGCAAUAGAGGAAAUGCAGUUGGACAAGGAGCUAGUAAACAUUAGCUGUCUCAGACCCAUUAGCAAAAAUGGAAAACUUCUCUGUCCAGUUCCCGAGGAUUAUACUGUUAAAGAAGCAGAGCUGAAAAUGGGAAGCUUGCUAGGACUAUGCCCUGGAAAAGCUCCAACAGCCACUCAGCUGUUCUUGCAUUUUAUUGUGGGCCAUGACCUUCAAUGUAGUCCAGAGAUGGAGAUAGUGUUGGAGGAAAUGAGUACUGUAAGAGAGUGUCUAAACUUAAUGCUUAAAAAAUCUGGUUUAGCAGGCGAUAGCUGGCAUUUAAGAAAGAUUGAUUGGUGUUAUGAAGUUGGGGAGGCAUUACAUGAGGAAGGUGCCACACUAAAAGAACUUAAUAUCUGCAGUGGAGACACUUUGAAUGUUUCCAAGGGCAAACUUCCACCAAAGGGAUUCUUGAAAGUGCCUGUCUGGUGGUAUAAACCUUUCUCUCAGCUGCAGUGCAGAAGGAACAUUCCAGAUCAAGUGAAUUGCAUUAGCAAAAAAGUAGGGGCUCUGGGACUCUCUGCAUCUGGAGAUUUGCCAACAUUUCUACAAAGUGAAGUUGACCUAUGUUAUGUGGGUGAUAUAGAAAUCUCAGGAGAAGCUUUCCUGGAAGAUUUGAAGAUGCAGGUGAUGACUUUGCCAUCCUUUCAAGAGUUUAGUAUUCCAUUACCAGAGUUUCUCCGAGUUUGGGCAAUGGAAAAUAAGCGGCCGGUCAAAGUCUUACGAAACAACAAGGAGCAACUCUAUAAACUCAAACUAGGAAACAGUAUGGAAGUGUGUGUAGAGCCUUUACAUAAGGAAGAGAAUCUUGGACCAAAGGAUUUGCUUCUGUGGAUGCUGAUGCGCAUACCAGGGGAGAGAGACUAUUACCAUCCUGUGGAUUUGGCAUGGGAUAUCUCCAAAGACUGUACAGCAUCUGCACUGAGACAAAGGAUUGCUGCAUAUUAUUCCUUACCAGUGGAGAACAUUGAAAUUGCUAAAUAUUCUCCUGGAAAGUUUGAAUGGAUGCCAAUAUGUAGUUGGACACAGCAAGUUUCAAAGAAGAAAAAGAAGAAGAAAAGUGACAGCUUACAGUUGAGCCCCUACAGUCUGAAGGAUGGAGAUAUUAUUGGUGUGAAGAAUCUCCUACUUGAUGACAGUAAGGACUUUAGUACCAUAAAAGAUGACAUUGGAAAACAAAUGCAAAGGCAACUUACUCAGGAAAAAACAAGUCAUCAAACUGACUGUACACAGAAUGAUCGUUCCCAUGGAAAAAAGAUGGCUAAGAAUCAUAAACCUGAAACAGCACUCUCCAUCAGUGUAGGAGCUUUCAGCUGACUAACUGGGACUGGACAAACUUCACCAGUAUCUUACUGAACUAUAGUGGAAUUGCCUCAGUUGAACUAGCCAAGGAAUAGUCUUCCCUGACACAUCUUUGAUGGACAACUGGCAAUGGCUGAAGAUGGUUUGGGUCUCCCUGUAUUGUGGGAAAGUGCUUUAGUCCUGUUAUAGUUUCAGCACUUACUCUCAGGGUGGGUAUCUGCACUUUAUUAAUGAGAAUACAUAUCAAUAGCUUGAUCUCUCAACCAUUAUUUUGUAAGAGUAACGUGCUUUAAUCUGAUUAUGUGCCACAUCAUCACCACAAGGUUUUCCCCUCCUAGACGUAUGUAUGUUGGAGAAGAAUUGGAGGGCUGCUUUUUGUAUUACAUUUUGAAGGUGGGAGUGUCCUUUGAAAAUGAUGCUUUACAAGGUGCCCUACCGUCUACAGCCAGUUUUCGAGAGGAGAAAGGGUGAUUGAUAACACACACACAUCCCUAUGCAGAGGGGUUUUAGGCAUAGAUCCAAUGUUUUCUCUCAUUCUUGGAUUACCAUAUAUUUGGUUCAGGCUGUUCUCUAUUUAUUCACUAUGUGUAGUGGGUGGUGAGAUCAUGCCUUUUGUCCCACUAAUCUAGACAUGCCUGUCCAAACAGAUAUCUGUGUGUGGGUGCAAUGUUUGAAUAUAGCUUGUAUGAAUAGGCCUGGACAGUACUAUCAAUAUCCCAGAUAAAAUCUGGAAAUUGAUGGUGUGGUCUGGGCCUCGGCAUGUUGCGUGUUAUGAAUGUAUACUCUUCUCAAACAUUAGACAUCAGAGGUGGGAUAGGUGCAUUGUGUGGACAAUGGAGGAAGAUGUUAUCUUACUCUUCCCCCCCCCCCACACACACACACAUAGAAGAUUGGAAGAGGGCAUCAUCUGAACCAGGCCUUUGUGUGAUUAGGUUUGUUCUACCAAAAUUCAAUAUAAUCCUAUAUAAACAACAUUGGGCUGGAUCCAGAGUCACCCUCAACGAACAGAAGUGUGGAGGGAACCAGGAUUCAGCAGAGACUCCCUGUUGUGGGAAGGGCAUGAGCCAGCGAUUUUCACUUAUUCCUCACUGCAUAAACUUAAACAGUAUUCUGGAGGUUCCUGCAGAGAAUUUUGAGGGGAAAUGAGGCUGCAAGAGGAAGGGGGAAUCAGGGGGGGAAACGCAGGGGGGGGCAUGUUUGGGAUCAUCAAAUAUGCAGAGUUCACCUUUAUACAACUGCAUCUAUCCCAUAAAGUUAAGAAAAGUGUUGUGCUACCAAAGUGAACAAAUGGAGAUGGAAAACUAGGAAACAGAAAAGGAGAAUAGUUAUUAUAAGGAUUCUGUUAACCUUUGCAUAUCAUUUCUUAAGCAGCAGCUAGCCUACAUGUUUCAUAUGCAUUUUGUUUAUGUAAAUUACAGAAACAUCUUUGAGGCAACAUAUUUUUUGUGUGUGUCAGUAGCUCCCUAUCUCCAUGGCUCAUUUCCCAAAAGUAUUUUUCCCAACACAUACUGUACAUUGACAUUAUUUAUGCUCUAAUAUGAAUUCUAUUGAAUAGAGCAUUUAACUUUACAGUGGGUAUUUGCAGGGAUACUUUGUGUAAAUGGGCCAUUAAAAGAGGUUACGGAGAGUAUGUAAAUGGAAGAGAGAAGUAAAGGGUGAUGAGUGGGAGCGCAGGAUGGACAGGAAAAGGAAAGUGUUAGUACAUUUAUUACCAAGAUUUCAGUUUACUGAGAGAAGGUGGUAACUGUUUGCAAGUUAUUCCUGUGCAUUAGAUAUUUGGGGUAUUUUGCUGUUUUUAUUCUUUUUAACUAAAGCAUAUAAUUUGAAAGGAAUUUAUCAUCUAGGCAAAUAUGACAUAAGAUUACUUUUAUCUGGUUCACAUAAUAGUGUCCCAAGAAGGAAAUUCCAUAUAUUUCUCUACUAAAACGUUCAAACAAUUUUUAGAGCCAAAUAGGAGAACUGCAUCUAGGAUAAAAUUCAUUCUUAAUGUAGUGAUCACUUGGCAAGUUCUAUCGGUUCAGUGCUCUUUUCCUACUAUGGAAUCCUGUUGCCUCACAUGAAGAAAAAUGUACUCAUGCUGUCACAAAAGGCUGCUAGUUGAAGAAUCUGGAAGUACCCUCAUAAAGAAAUCCUGUGGGUUUUGUUUUUGCUUUGGGAAUAAUUAAGUUAUUUGAUUAACAUGAUGCUUAACAUUUUUUUUACAUAUUCAAAAAGUUAUGUGCCUUUAAUAAAAGAUAAUACAGCAUUAGCUGCUGCAAGCCAAAACCAGGCUAUUUGUGAUUAUUUUGUUACAAAAUUAUGAGACAUUCUAUAAUUAAAACAUUUUGUUAAAAGUACCUUUAGAGUGGGACAUUCAGGGUUCCACAGUUCUGCUUGUAUUUCAUUGCAAG